Molecule: messenger RNA, 2787 nt
Organism: Nematocida ausubeli
Lineage: Eukaryota; Fungi; Microsporidia
Exons: 1
Coding region: 1-2787 (928 amino acids)
Source: RefSeq, a predicted model, not a curated record
AUGCUAACUCAGAUAAUGGAGGUCAAGAAACCAAAGCAUUUAAAGAAAAGAUCUUUUAUUUAUUUAUACAGAAUCGGCUGCAGAGUACUUCUUAGCUUAAUAACGUUACAGAGUAUUCUUACAAAAUUAGCAGUGGAGGACAUAAAGAAAGUUAGUAAGGCUUUUAUUGGCAGGAGGCAAGAUGUAUUUAUUAACCCAAAGGGACCAUUAAAUCUGCUGCGUGGAUACAUUGGAAACCGGAAUGGAUAUAUGUACAACAAGCGAUUUUAUUCCUCUGAAAUAGACACAGACUAUGUGUUGUCUAAGAAAGAAAUAUCAAGUAAAAAUGAACAGGUUUAUAAAUUUACAAGAACACCAGUCAAUGACAGAGUAUACAAGGACAUAGCUACACAGGCCCCGAAUGGCAAGUAUCUUAGCACUUAUCACGCACAGCUCAUAAAGAUGUUUCCGUCUGCAGCUGGAAACCUUUCUAUUGAGGCAGGUAGACUAACUGCACUUACAAACUUCUUAAGAGCAGAACAUGUCAAGAAGGAUGCAAAAUAUAUCCUUGCUGCACUGCUGCUUCUCUCAGAAGGUAUUGACAUUAAAAUAGCUGUAGACCAUACAGAAAAGAAAAAGAAGCUCGUGAUAAAAAGCAAAACAGUCCAGGAAAAAGUGUUUGUGAAGGUAGAAAUGUACACAGCAAGUAUAGACCCAGCUGCUAAGCCGUAUAAAGAGGAUAUAUACCAACACGAGACAGCCCAGAUCAUCAACUUCUAUAUUCGGUGCAAAGAGAAUCCGCUGCUAAAGAAAGGAAGUGAGUUUGCAAUGCCAACUACCAGAGAAGAGUUUCAGAGCGGAAGAUUUUUGAAUAGUGCAGGGUUCCUUAUACAGACAUACAUAUACGAGUUUAUUAAUACUGCAGAGGACUACAAGGACUUUGUGGAUGCAGUGCAUGAGCUACUAGUUGAUCAAUUUACUGAAAAAAGCAAUCUAAAUAGAUAUACUAAAAAGAAUUGCAGGAAGGUGAGAAUAUUCAAAGAGCUUUUUCUAGUAAAAGGAGCAUCUGAUGAAAACAUAAAGCACAUUGAAUCAUUCUGUAACCUUAUUCAGGCUACAAAUAUAGAAAUAAGAUUUCCCUUCCUUGAUUCCAGCCAGCUGCCGCGGUAUACUAAAGUACCACAGUGUAAACUGGACAAGUCUGGUUUUGAGAGAAGCAAAGCCUUAUACUAUAGCGACUGUGUAGAGACAGCUCUUCUUGGGCUGUUCUGCUGUCUAGCAUACAACCCAAGAACAAAAAAGUAUGAAACACGCCACAUGGGGGCAGGAAUAAGUAAAGAGCUGAAGGAGUUCUUUGAAAAGUAUCCUAAGCCAACUAAAGCUGCCGACUUCGAAAUGCACAAGGAGUGGAGCAGAGUUGUUGCAUGCUUAAAGAAUGACAAGAUUGACUACGAACAGGAUAAAAACGGGCUUCUCUCUGGGAUUGGAAAUAUAUUUCUUGCUAUAGCAGAAAUAACAGACCAGAAAAAACACACACUCGCGCUAAUUAAGUAUAUAGAGAAUGUAUGCAGGGCAGGAAAAUUAGAUAAUAAGCAGAUAUCUUAUAUUUCAGAUAAGAUAGAAUUAAUUAUUCGGGCUUUAUCACUGAAUACAAAUGUAAGAGUAAACUGCAGUCAUAUGGAACUUGAAAAGAGAUCAAAUGGCAAAGCAGAUAUUUUUUCUGAAAUUAAAUUUAUCUAUACGUUCAAUAAAGCACGUAGUGAAAUUGUUUUGAAAAUAGAUACAGACCACACAGACCUUACUUUUCUUUCAUUACAGGAGGCUAAGUCUGCAUAUAUUAUAGAAGAAUAUAAAAAGGUAAAGAGUAUUUACGAUGGGCUAGACUGCUAUAUAGGAUACAUUAUGGACCACUACUUUUAUUUAGGAUUAGCUGAUUCAGGAUCUGACUCUAAAAUCCAUUUAGAAUAUCGUAAAUAUACAACCGAUCACAUGUUACAGAAUUCGUUUAAGGAGCCAUAUAAAGUACUCUUAUUAGGAAAGCUUACUAGUACUAGCAUUAAGUCCUGGAUUAUAAAGACUGUUAUACUUAGUACGAUUGGAACAAAGAUAGAUUCAACCAACUAUUUGGUGCGGUUUACUAGAAACAUUUUAGGAAGUGUUCCGCUUAAUGAUUUUACAGUUCAGCAAAUAAUGAUGCGAUUCUUCCCAUUUCAUGCAAGCUGGCAGAAAUACUAUCCAAGACUUGGAUAUAAGCCAUCUGAGCAUCCUGCAGAUGCUAUUUGGGAGACUACAGAAAUAAUGCAUUUACAUAGUGUGUUACUAAAUCUGCCAGCUUCUAUCGCAUAUAAAGCCAUGCAAAACUAUCUUAGAGCAAGUAUAAAUAAUGAAAAGGUAUAUGAUUUAAGACUUUGGUUUAUAGCGUCAGAAGAACUGUUUGAACACAUUACGUCUUAUAAACUGGUAUCUAAUCUAAUGGAGAUUCAUUGCAUUCUUACAAAAUCCACAAAAGCUGUAGACUUAAACUAUAUAUGCUUUUUAUGGUUUAUUCAUACAUGCUCAAGUGGUAGUGGGUUUUCAACAGAGUUUAUUAAGAAGGUUUACAGCUUUGUAACCUUAGAUGACGAUUUGGCGAGUUCGGUUAUGAAUGCUUUGGGAAACACUGUUUUAACCUCUAGACAAUUUAAAAAAUGUCUAAGUGUUUUAGAAGAAAGAAAAGCUCUUUUCUGCACAGAGGAUGAUAGAAAAAGCAUGGAAAAGUAUGAUAAAUUAGUACUGUACUUUAGAAAACCAACUUUUCCUCCAGUUUAG